Messenger RNA from Chara braunii, 965 nucleotides. The record is from the annotation of a GenBank genome assembly. NCBI's taxonomy places the organism in Eukaryota, Viridiplantae, Streptophyta, Charophyceae, Charales, Characeae.
GGGAGGGGGGGUGUUUUGGGGGGUGGGGGGUGGGGGGAAGGGAGGAGUGCUGCCAGCGCUGCGUACUCAAUGUUAGCGAGGAGACAUUGCACCCUUUGCGUGGGCGCUUUUCACCAAUUAUCCCUCCUCUCAUCGGCAAUGAUGCGACCGACUUUUUUUGGUCCGAUUGAUUUUUUUAAAUUUUAUAUUUUAUUUUUAUUUUUUUUCCCCUGUUGUGCUACUGACACACAGCCAUUCGUAUACCUCUCCUCAUCUUCGCAAGCACAUUGUCUUCACACCUCUGUAAUGACGGCUAUGGUGACGUCUAUGGUAAACGAGGAUGGCGAUCGAACUGCUGUACUCAUUGGCAGACGUACCUCUCGUCGUCUUCGCGAGCACGUCGCCUUGGCGUCUCAAUAAUGACGGCUAUGGCGAUGGCUAUGGUAAUGGCUAUGGUGAUUUCUAUGGCGAUGGCUAUGGCUAUAGCUAUGGCGAUGGCUAUGGUGAUUGCUAUGGCGAUGCGUAUUGUGAUGGAUACGGUGAUGGCUAUGGCGAUGGCUAUGGCGAUUGCAAUGCUGCUGUACACAUUUGGCAGUCUUACUUCUCGUCGUCUUCACGACCGCACCGCAUGGACAUCGCUGUGGCGCCGGCUAUCGCCAUAGCCAUCGCCAUAGCCACCGCGGCUAUUGUGACGGCUAUGGCGAUGGCUAUGGCGAUGACUAUGGCAAUGGCUAUGGCGAUGGCGGUUGGUAUGCUGCACCGAUUUCGACAGUUGGUGAAAAUUAACCCAAGUAGGUAAGAAUGAAUGCUAAGAUUCAUUCUUGAUAAUUUCUUACAGAGAUGAAUGCGGAAUCUGUACGUGAAAAAAGGUACUUCCAACUGUCAGUGAAAGGUGCAGAGUUAAAAAAAAAAAAAAACAUGAAAGAAAUUGCGGAGGGGUUUGGAUUUGCUUGGGUGGUCUGUAAGAAUGAAUUGCUAAGAUUCAC